Penicillium malachiteum is the source of this 1092-nucleotide messenger RNA. RefSeq lists its product as uncharacterized. Gene Ontology annotation, molecular function: oxidoreductase activity. The coding region runs from base 1 to 1092 and encodes 363 amino acids. The transcript is spliced from 3 exons. NCBI's taxonomy places the organism in Eukaryota, Fungi, Ascomycota, Eurotiomycetes, Eurotiales, Aspergillaceae. The record is from RefSeq and is a predicted model, not a curated record.
AUGAAAUUCAUGACGAACCAGGAUGCGUGGGAAAUUCAGAAAACCAUUCUCCAGACAGAAUUCCCAUUUAUUGUUGUCAAAUCAUUGCAGUUUGCCUUAUUCAGAACCUAUGGUAUACCGACAAUCUCGACCCUCCUCCUUAAGACCUCCCAGUUCUCCAACUCUUCCACCUCCUUCAAGCGAUACGCAGAUACAGGUACUCUAAUCGGUGAAUUCAUGGCCUUCGAUCCCAGUUCUGAGAGAGCCCAAACUGCUAUCGCUCGAACAAAGUUUCUCCAUCAGGGAUACAGAGCAAGCGGCAAGAUCUUGGAAGACGAUAUGCUAUAUACACUCAGUCUCUUUGCCUUGGAGCCUAUCCGCUUUGUGAAAACAUUUGAGUGGCGUGAAAUGACAGAGAUGGAACGCUGUGCAUCUGGGACAUACUGGAAGAGUUUAGGUGAUGCACUAGGUAUCAGUUAUGAUGUCCUUCCAUCGGGAAGAUCAGCAUUCCGUGAUGGACUUCACUGGUUGGAAGAGAUAAGCUUCUGGAGUGAGCGAUAUGAGGAACAACAUAUGAAACCUCAUCCGUGGAAUAAAGAGAUUGCGGAUAAGACUAUCGACGUGUUGGUAUACCAUCUGCCAGGGUUAAUGAAGCCGUUGGGUGUUUACUUUGCCUCGUUCCUGAUGGAUGAUAGACUUCGAACAGCAAUGAUGCUUGAUCGCCCACCUGCGUUUUUCGCCGCAAUCUUCACUGUGGUGCUUCAAGUUCGCCGACUAUAUCUUCGCUACUUGGCACUCCCCCGCCCGAACUUUCUACGACCGGAUGUUUUCACAGAAGAACCCAAUAAACAUGGACGCAACUUCGUCUUGUUCUAUGAAGGCGCUCCAUACUAUGUCCAGCCAACGAUCUGGAACCGGUGGGGCCCUAUAGCCUGGUUGAAGUGGACCCUUGGACAACCCUUGCCUGGUGAUGAUGGGGAUAAAUAUUAUCCCCAGGGAUACUACACAGCUGAUCUUGGACCUAAAUAUUUUGAGGGGAAAGGCCGCAAGGAGGUAGAGAUGAUCAAGGAGGACAUCAGAGCGCAGAGAGUGGGCCGAUGUCCCUUUCCUUGA